This is a messenger RNA of Camellia sinensis, 672 nucleotides long. NCBI's taxonomy places the organism in Eukaryota, Viridiplantae, Streptophyta, Magnoliopsida, Ericales, Theaceae. The record is from RefSeq and is a predicted model, not a curated record.
AAUCUCACCUGUACAAAUCCCUAGUCUUUUCUAUCUCACCACCAAAACCCUAGCUCGAAUUUGUCUAAAAGAUGGUGGAUCAGAUCGAGUUCAGUCGAACCUCUCUUCUCAUUCCCUAUCAGCUUCAGGCGAAGAGGAAGGGCUCCGGAGUGAGGACCUGGUUCGUCGUCUCAAAAUUGGGGAACUCUCAAAUCGAAGAGCUUGGGAAGCAAGAGAUCAUGCGGAGGAGUGGAGUUCAGGCUCAGGAUUUGAGGGUUGUUGAACCAGAGCUCUCGAACCCCUCUGCCAUUCUCCGAAGAGAGAGGGCUAUCGUUGUGAAUUUGGAACAUAUUAAAGCGAUUAUAACUGCGAAUGAAGUUCUGGUACCAAACCCUAAAGACCCUUUUAUGGUUUCAUUUGUUCGCGAUCUCGAAUUCAAGCUCUCUGAUUUUGGUGCCACUAUGGGAAGCGAUAAAGCUCUGAAACAAUCACCCUCUAAUACGCCACCGGAGGCAAGUGAUAGUAGUCCUAAAUCACCAGAUGAAGGGUCAAAUAGGGGGAACUCAAAGCCAUUGCCAUUUGAGUUCAGAACUUUUGAGAUUUGCCUAGAAUCUGUCUGCAGGAGCCUUGAAUCUGAGCAACAGGAGGAAUUUCAGCCCUCAAGGUGUUCUUGAGAUCAGAAAGAAGCAAUUU